AUGGAUUCUGAUCCUCUGUCAUUUUCUGAUGCCGUAAAAGAACCAAAAUGGCAGAAAGCCAUGGAUGAGGAAAUCAAAUCUAUUGAGAAGAACAAUACUUGGGAGUUGAUAGAGCUUCCACAAGGGCACAAGACGAUUGGUGUCAAAUGGGUCUAUAAGACAAAGUUGAAUGAGAAGGGUGAGAUUCAUAAGCACAAAGCACGCUUGGUGGCGAAAGGUUACAAGCAAGAGUACGGCAUUGACUACACAGAACUGGAUGUGAAGUUUGCAUUUUUACAUGGUGAGUUGCAAGAACAAGUUUAUGUUGAGCAGCCAACAGGCUAUGUUCAGCCAGGGAAGGAAAAACAAGUUUACAGGCUUAAAAAAGCUUUAUAUGGGCUGAAGCAAGCUCCUAGAGCCUGGUACAGCCGCAUAGAGGCAUAUUUUGCAAGAGAAUGA
Messenger RNA from Prunus armeniaca (apricot), 438 nucleotides. NCBI's taxonomy places the organism in Eukaryota, Viridiplantae, Streptophyta, Magnoliopsida, Rosales, Rosaceae. The record is from the annotation of a GenBank genome assembly.